GGGACGACACGAGUCGAGGCGAGUCGAGUCUCUCUGGCAGUGGUGCGCGGGCCUUCGUGGCGCGAGUACGUGCACGCUCCUCCCUUGAACCGCUUCCGGAACAAGCGUGCCCCGUCGUCAGUUCGAUUUCCGCGAGUGCGCGAGAUCGCGGCCCGAUCCAGAAACUCUCGAUCCAAACGAGGACGAUUUUUCGUGUGACACGUGAUUUCCGUCGAUCUUGUUGCGUCCAGCGUUCCACCGCUCCUUCGGCGAGAUCCUCUCGAUAGAUCGAUUCCAGUGCCAUUCUGCGGGGGUGACAGGUGCGCGAUAUCCCCCUCGUCCACCAUGCCGGGAGGCCAUUAGUCAGGGUCAAUGGCGAAGAGGGUUCCGUGCCGGCGUAGACCCUGAAACGUCCUCGGCCCGAGCCGAAGCGAAGGCUGCCACCGUGGGACGUUUCGAGGCGGGUGACGAAGUCGGGCAACGGGCGAGAAGAAUCGGAGACGAGAAGGUGGCUCCGGUGCCAAGAAGAUGCGGGCGUUCGCGUGGCCUGGCAGCGUGACUCGCGUGACCCUCACGAGCGAUGAAUCGGCGGUCAGCGAUGUUGGCUCACGCGGACCCGAGAAGAGUGGUAGCAGAAAGAGUAGCAGCAGCAGCGGCAUCAUCGGCGGCAGCGGUAGCGGUAGCAGCGAGCAGCACCGAUUGGUCGGCGAGAAAGAGGGCGCGGGGAAUCCCAUCGGCACCAUCGGCUGGGCAUGUACGUCAUCUACCCGGCGGACGAGCUGCUGCGUUUCUAUGAGAAUCCCGACCGUGAUCUCAGCUCGGUGUUGACUGACGAGCGCCGGGCUAGCUGUCGGAUCCAGUUGAUCGCCGUCAGCGAGAGAUCCGAGCGAAUCGAGAAGGAUCGCAAGACGAAGAAGAAGAGGAGGAGCGGCGAACGAGCCGCGACACGUAGAACAGGCGCCCGACGCGGCAGCGGCGCUCGGAAUCGCGAGAACAAGGACACUCGUCCCCGGGACGCCAGGACUAUGCAAAACAGCCGGGGCGCCGGCGACGACGCCGCCAAUCCUUUGAAGGACCUCACGCAGCCCGGGCUCAACGAGCCCCUCAAGCAGCACAAUGCCGCCACGCUCAAGCUCGUCCAAACUGUGUCGGAGUUCACAGAGAUGUUGGGUACCAUCAUGGAGGACCACUCCGCGAACGUCCAACGUUUGGUGGACAAAUUCCGGAGCAGGUCCGAGGACACGAGGCUCGACACAGGAGGCGUGCGACGUGUUUGGGAGAACCUGUUGCGUCAGGUGGAGGCUGAUGCGUUAGCUCACCUGGACUUCGCCAAGGUUCUCCAACAGCAACUCUCUAGGCCCACCUUGGAAGCGAGUUUCCACAGGAAGCUUCAGUCUAGGAANCGCUUGCAUGUUUACUUAGUGAACUGA
Molecule: messenger RNA, 1409 nt
Organism: Megalopta genalis
Lineage: Eukaryota; Metazoa; Arthropoda; Insecta; Hymenoptera; Halictidae
Source: RefSeq, a predicted model, not a curated record